Molecule: messenger RNA, 1500 nt
Organism: Arctia plantaginis
Lineage: Eukaryota; Metazoa; Arthropoda; Insecta; Lepidoptera; Erebidae
Source: the annotation of a GenBank genome assembly
AUGUCGGAUAUGAUAAUAAAUGAUUCUGUCCCAGUGGAUAAGAAGUGGAGUGAACUUAUAAGAUACAAUAUCUUUAUUAUGAAACUUGUUGAAUUUGUAGUGGCUCUGCUUCUCAAUAUACUGCCUCAUGUUGUGACCCCGGUGGAUAUCUUACAAUGCUUGGUGGCCGGCCCCACUCUCAUGCUGACCACUCAAAUUAUGGUGCUUUAUGUGGUGGACCAAGUUCAGUAUGAGGCAGAAUUUUACUAUGUGAUAAUUCAGCUUCUAAUCACAAUAUGUGCAGUAAUCAACCUCUUUGUAAUUGUAGCGUUCAGUGUCAUAUUGAUGUAUAGUGAUGUGAAGGAAUCAAGAGAGCCAAAAACUAAUAUGAAGUAUCCGGUUAUACUUUGGUGGACUUUGGAAUUUCCAGGCACUUCAAAUGUUCGCCAUUGCUCAGACAGUAUUAAAUGUUAUGUGUAUAGUGAUAGACUUAUGAGUAAUAUCUACAAUACAGAAGCAUAUCUAUUUUACGCUAGCAAUAUUGAUUUUAAGAACCUUCCUAUCCCAAGGAGACCUGAUGAAAUAAUUUGGGCCCUGUUUCAUGAAGAAUCUCCAAGAAACGUUGAAGAGUUUUUACAUGAAAAAGCUCUUAAUUUAUUUAAUUUUUCGUCUACAUUCAGCAGACACAGCAAUGUUCCAUUUCCAUUACAACAUUUGUAUGCAUAUGAAGAUAUUACAAGCCCAAGAUAUUUUCUAAGUACUCAAUUGAAAAAUGAAUUGUUAAAAGAGAUUGCACCUGUACUGUACUUACAGAGUGACUGUGAAACUUCAACUGAAAGAGAUGCUUAUGUUCAAGAACUUAUGAAACACAUAAAAGUGGACUCUUACGGCAAAUGCUUGAAAAACAAAGAUUUACCACAGAAAUUUAAGGAGGAUUAUUUGAAUAAUUUGAAUGAAGAAACUUUUCUGCACUUUAUUGCAAGAUACAAGUUUGUAAUUGCUAUAGAAAAUGGAGUGUGCAAUGAUUAUGUUACGGAAAAGUUUUGGCGCGCCAUCAAAGUAGGCACUGUCCCAUUGUACUUUGGUUCACCGUCUAUAAGGGACUGGUUUCCAAACAAAAAGUCUGGAAUACUUUUGGAAGAUUAUCCAACACCAAAGAUUUUAUAUGAACAUAUAAUGGAAUUAAUGAAAAAUGAUAGUUUAUAUGAAGAAUAUUUAGAACAUAAGACAAAACAAAUAAUAACAAAUGAGAAUCUAAUAAAUGAAUAUAGACAGAGACCUUACCAAUUAGAUGGCAUAAAAACAUUGGAAGAAUUUGAAUGUUUUGUUUGUGAAAAAUUGUAUGAUAAAAUGAGAGGGGAAACUGGAGUAAAUGUUGUCAACAAGAGUCACUAUGACUGCCCAAAGCCAAUAUCAGCACUAACCUUAGGAGUGAACCCUCACAAUAGUUGGGUGUACUCUUGGGAAACGGCAGAAUCUAAUGCAGAAACAAUAUACAAAGAUAUAAUGAAUAGAGAUUAA